This is a messenger RNA of Diceros bicornis minor, 978 nucleotides long. RefSeq names its product ras homolog family member B (gene RHOB). The transcript has a single exon. Lineage: Eukaryota; Metazoa; Chordata; Mammalia; Perissodactyla; Rhinocerotidae. Gene Ontology annotation, molecular function: GTPase activity; GTP binding. Bases 376 to 966 code for a protein of 196 amino acids. The record is from RefSeq and is a predicted model, not a curated record. Gene Ontology annotation, biological process: small GTPase-mediated signal transduction.
CCACCGCAGUCUGGCUGUAGCUGUGCCUUGUCGUGUACGCUGGGCGAGGCCUGUAGAGACCCGGAGGGGGCUUAGGCCGGCUCCCCUGCCCGAGCUACCCUUUGCGCAGAAAGGCGCCGGCCCGGGGCCCGGGGCGAGAAAAGCAGCCACCGCCCAGCAGCAGCGCGGAGACGCACGGUGCGCCCUAUGCUCCCGCGCCUCCCCAGCCCCCGCCGCGGCAGCCCGAGCGCACCGAGAGAACGCGCCACCGCGGGGCCUGGGUGCAGCUAGCGACCCUUGCCCCCAGCGCGCAGCCUGAGGUGAGCAGUGAGCGGCGAGCGGGACGGCAGCGAGGCGUUCGCGGGCCCCCUCCUGCUGCCCGGGCCCGGCCCGCUCAUGGCGGCCAUCCGCAAGAAGCUGGUGGUGGUGGGCGACGGCGCGUGCGGCAAGACGUGCCUGCUGAUCGUGUUCAGUAAGGACGAGUUCCCCGAGGUGUACGUGCCCACCGUCUUUGAGAACUAUGUGGCCGACAUCGAGGUGGACGGCAAGCAAGUGGAGCUGGCGCUGUGGGAUACGGCGGGCCAGGAGGACUACGACCGCCUGCGGCCUCUCUCUUACCCGGACACCGAUGUGAUCCUCAUGUGCUUCUCAGUGGACAGCCCGGAUUCGCUGGAGAACAUCCCCGAGAAGUGGGUGCCCGAGGUGAAGCACUUCUGCCCCAACGUGCCCAUUAUCCUGGUGGCCAACAAGAAAGACCUGCGCAGCGACGAGCACGUCCGCACAGAGCUGGCCCGCAUGAAGCAGGAACCCGUGCGCACGGAUGACGGCCGCGCCAUGGCCGUGCGCAUCCAAGCCUACGACUACCUCGAGUGCUCGGCCAAGACCAAGGAGGGCGUGCGCGAGGUGUUCGAGACGGCCACGCGCGCCGCGCUGCAGAAGCGCUACGGCUCCCAGAACGGCUGCAUCAACUGCUGCAAGGUGCUAUGAGGGCCGCGCCCG